CAAUCUCUCUUUCUCUCUCACAAAAUGGAGGCCUUUUCUAGUAAGAUGACAAUAAUAUGUUUUCUCUUAAUCUCCAUGAUUCUCAUUUCCUCCGCCGCCCCCAUUCUUGAUUGUGGUUCCUCCUGCUCCAAUCAUCCUCACAAGCACAAAAAGAAGCCCAUUGUCAAGCCACCAAUCAACCUUCCUCCGGUGACUGAACCAGUAUCUCCGGCCAACAACUGCCCGAUUGACACACUAAAGUUGAGUGCUUGUGUGGAUCUUCUUGGUGGGUUGGUUCAUAUAGGAAUUGGUGAACCAGUGAUGAACAGAUGCUGUCCAAUUCUAGAAGGGCUGGUGGAGUUGGAGGCUGCUGCUUGUAUUUGUACCACAUUGAAAUUAAAGCUUCUUAACUUGAAUAUUUAUAUCCCUCUUGCUCUACAACUUCUUGUUACUUGUGGAAAAACACCACCUCCUGGAUUUACAUGUAUCCUCUAGGCUUUUUAAGUUGAUCAAUUUGUAAUAAUAAUUACAUUAGCAUAUUAAAUAAUAGUUUAUUUUACUU
Messenger RNA from Impatiens glandulifera, 541 nucleotides. Its product is annotated as 36.4 kDa proline-rich protein-like. The transcript has a single exon. The coding region runs from base 25 to 474 and encodes 149 amino acids. The record is from RefSeq and is a predicted model, not a curated record. NCBI's taxonomy places the organism in Eukaryota, Viridiplantae, Streptophyta, Magnoliopsida, Ericales, Balsaminaceae.